Molecule: messenger RNA, 4129 nt
Organism: Chelonoidis abingdonii (Abingdon island giant tortoise)
Lineage: Eukaryota; Metazoa; Chordata; Testudines; Testudinidae
Source: RefSeq, a predicted model, not a curated record
CGCGCCCGGAUGAUGGUGGCGGCCCUGCGCGGGGGAGGGGGUAGCUCCUACGAGCUCCUCCCUCCGCUCAGCCAGAAGAAAUGCAGUCCUGAAGAAAGUGCUUCCUUCUUCAGUAAGAUAACAUAUUCCUGGUACAGCAGAAUAAUAACUUUAGGCUACAAGAAACCAUUGGAAAGAGAGGACCUGUUUGAAUUGAAUGAAAGUGACUCUCCGUAUACUGUAUGUCCUAACUUUGAAAAGCAUUGGAGGAAGGAACUCUUAAAGGCAACAAAAGGAUUAAAGGCUCCUUGUGACAAAGGGGUGAUAUCAGAGAAAGGAAGUUUCCAGAAACCAUCUCUGCUUUAUCCCCUAUGGCAAACAUUUAGAUUUUUAUUGAUUAAAGUUGCCGUUCUGAAAGUUGCAGCUGAUAUUCUGGCCUUCAUGAGUCCACAGAUAAUGAAGGAAAUGAUAACUUUGUUUGAAAAUCACUCUGAUUUACACUGGAAGGGAUAUGGCUAUGCCAUUGCUCUUCUUGUCGUGGUUGUCUUGCAGACACUUGUCCAUCAGUUAUACCAGCGUUUCAAUAUGCUCACCGCUGUCAAAAUUAAGACUGCUGCUGUUGGCCUGAUAUACAAAAAGGCUUUAAGCUUAGCUAAUUCUUCACGGAGAAAAUAUACAACUGGUGAAAUUGUUAAUUUGAUGUCAGCAGAUGCCCAACAACUUAUGGAACUGACCAUAAACCUCAACCUUCUAUGGUCAGCGCCUUUUCAGAUCCUGAUGGCUAUAGUCUUUCUCUGGCAAGAACUGGGCCCAUCAGUGCUAGCAGGUGUUGCAGUGCUCGUUUUGGUUAUACCUAUAAAUGCUUUUGUUGCUGCAAAAGUAAAACAGCUGAGGAAAAGCCAAAUGAAGAAUACAGAUCAACGAGUUAAGCUACUAAAUGAAAUCUUGCAUGGAAUAAAGAUUCUUAAACUUUAUGCAUGGGAACCUUCAUAUCAGAAGAAGGUUGUGGAAAUUCGAGAACAUGAAAUAGAUGUUCUGAAGUCAUCUGGGUACCUGACAACUUUCUCCAUGCUAACUUUAGCCUGUAUUCCUUUUAUGGUCUCGUUGGCUACAUUUGGAGUCUAUUUUCUGCUGGAUGAAGAGAAUGUCCUAACUGCAACUAAAGUUUUUACAUCUAUCUCUUUGUUUAAUAUUUUGCGACUGCCUUUGUUUGAUUUGCCAACAGUGAUCUCUGCCAUAGCCCAGACAAAGGUUUCUCUGAGUCGUUUAGAGGAUUUUCUAUAUUCUGAAGACCUUGACCCUCAAGACAUUGACACAAACUACAGUGGAAAUCAUGCUGUGGGAUUUAUUGGUGCUUCUUUCCGAUGGGAGAAGACUGGACCUUCAAUCUUAAAUAAUUUGAACAUGAAGAUCCCGGAAGGCUCUUUAGUUGCUGUUGUGGGGCAGGUUGGAUCUGGAAAAUCAUCUCUCCUUUCUGCUAUUCUUGGAGAAAUGAACAAGUUUGAAGGAACAGUCCAAAGAAAAGGUUCAGUGGCUUAUGUUUCCCAGCAGGCCUGGAUUCAGAAUUCCAUUUUGCAAGAAAAUAUUCUCUUUGGCUCAGGUCUGAACAGGCCGUAUUAUGAGAGGGUUUUGGAAGCCUGCGCUCUACCACCAGAUUUGGAGCAGUUACCAAAUGGGGAUCAAACAGAGAUUGGAGAAAGGGGAGUGAAUAUAAGUGUGGGGCAGAAGCAGAGGGUGAAUCUGGCUAGGGCUGUUUACAGUAAUGCUGACCUGUAUCUUCUGGAUGACCCCUUGUCUGCUGUAGAUGUACAUGUCGGAAAGCAUCUUUUCGAGAAGCUGAUUGGGCCCUCAGGGCUCUUAAAAAACAAGACGCGUAUUUUAGUGACCCAUAACCUGACACUCCUGCCUCAGACAGAUGUUAUAAUUGUAAUGGAAGAUGGCAGGAUAGCGCAUAUGGGGACCUACCAAGAGCUGCUCUCAGAAAGAGCUAACUUUGCUGAACUGCUUCAAGUCUUCAGUGCAGAAAAUAAAAGUGAAGAGACAUCUCAAAUGAAAAUGUCUUCUUUGAAGAAAGAGAGUCAAAAAGGCAAUACUCUGCCUCAAAAAGAGCUCCUGAGGCAUAAAGACAGUUCUUCCUUUGAACAAACCAAAGCAUUCUCAAUGAAGAAAGAGAAUGUUGCUACUGGCAGCAUGACAAUGUCAGUUAUUUUGAAAUACCUGCAAGCAUUUGGCUGGCUAUGGGUAUGGCUAACCCUAGCAGCUUAUUUAGGACAAAAUGCAAUAGCUGUAGGACAAAAUCUGUGGCUUAGCACCUGGUCAGCAGAAGAAGAAAAAAAUAAGGAUUACACAGAGUGGAAACACUUAAGAAACAAUAAACUUGGUUUCUAUGGGUUUUUGGGAUUCAUACAAGGUCUUCUGGUCUGCUGUGGUGCAUAUGUGGUUACUCGGGGAUCCCUCUGUGCUUCUCGGACAUUGCAUAAUCACAUGUUAGCCAACGUGCUGCACCUUCCCCUCCAGUACUUUGAAACUAAUCCAGUAGGUCAGAUCAUCAAUAGGUUCACAAAGGACAUGUUUAUCGUUGAUCUGCGCUUCCAUUACUACUUACGGACCUGGUUAAACUGUACACUAGAUGUUAUUGGAACCAUUCUAGUAAUCAUGUCUGUUUCACCUCUCUUCAUACUGGUAGUUAUUCUCCUUGGAUACCUGUAUUUUAUUAUCCAACGAUACUACAUAGCUAGUUCACGACAAAUCCGACGAUUAGCUGGAGCAUCACACUCUCCUGUGAUCUCCCACUUCAGUGAAACUCUCUUAGGACUGUCUACAAUCCGAGCAUUUGGACACCAAGAAAGAUUCAUUAGACAAAACAAAGAUGUGGUGAAUGAGAACUUGGUUUGCUUCUACAACAAUGUUAUUGCAAACAGGUGGUUGGCUGUCAGGCUUGAGUUUCUAGGAAACCUGAUGGUUUUCUUUGCUGCCUUGUUUGCAGUGCUGGCUGGAAAUACAGUGAAUUCCUCUACAGUGGGUUUAUCCAUAUCAUAUGCACUGAAUAUAACGCAAAGUUUGAAUUUUUGGGUGCGUAAAGCAUGUGAAAUUGAAACUAAUGGAGUUUCCAUUGAAAGAGUCUGUGAAUAUGAAAAAAUGGACAAAGAGGCCCCCUGGAUAAUGUCUAAAAGGCCCCCGAUGGGAUGGCCCAAUAAAGGGAUAAUAGAGUUCAUUAAUUACCAAGCUCGGUAUAGAACAGAUCUUGAUUUGGCCUUACAGGAUGUCUCCUUCCAAACGCAUAGUAAAGAGAAGGUUGGAAUCGUAGGAAGAACAGGAGCUGGUAAAUCAACACUCACGAAUUGCUUGUUUAGAAUUAUAGAAAGAGCUGGAGGAAAAAUAAUUAUAGAUGGAAUUGAUAUAUCAACUAUUGGACUACAUGAUCUACGUGGCAAUCUUAACAUUAUUCCACAGGACCCUGUCUUAUUCUCUGGGACCCUCCAAUCUAACUUGGAUCCCUUUGGAAAAUAUUCUGAUCAGGAGCUGUGGGAGGCAGUGGAGUUGUGUGACUUAAAGAAUUUUGUCCAGUCACUCCCAAAGAAACUCCUUCAUGAGAUAUCAGAAGGUGGUGAAAACCUCAGUGUUGGGCAGAGGCAGCUUGUGUGUCUUGCCCGGGCUUUGCUACGGAAGACAAAAAUUCUGAUCUUAGAUGAGGCCACAGCCUCUGUUGACAUGGAAACCGAUAACCUAGUGCAGUCCACCAUCCGGAGGGAGUUUCACAACUGCACAGUAUUAACUAUAGCCCACAGGUUGCAUACUAUCAUGGAUUCUGAAAGAGUGCUUGUUCUGGGAUCUGGAAGAAUUAUAGAAUUUGAUACCCCCCAUAAUUUAUUACUUCAGCAAGGAGUUUUUUCAAAAAUGGUUUCUGAGGCUGGAAUAACACAAAAUACAAAUAACCCAAAAAUGCUGUUUUUUCUGAACUUGAAUGCAGGAAAUGCUCCAGGGAUGUGUGGUUAAUUGUAUCCUUGUCAUUAUAAAAUGAUCACCCAGUUUCGGGGAAUUGGGUAGUUUUAACACUACAAACUUCUUACAUGUGGUAGGAUAAAAGCUGAUGGUUGCUACUGUUAUGUUCUGUAUUGCACACUCUUCAAUCUUCUUUAAAAUAUUUUAU